UACUGACCCUCGAGAAUUUAUGUAUUGUUAAGAGAAAAUGUCUAGGGGUCAUGGAAGGGGAAGAAAAGAAGAAAAAUCAAUUUCUUCCAACUACACACAUCCCUACAAAAGUUCCUUAACACACAAAAGACAUAAAACAAAUAAAACCAAAGCCACCCACCUUUAGAAACACAUUGAAUUAUGCCACCAAAUCAAGAAUCACACACAUUGUUCCCACAUCAAAAAAGCUUCCAUAAAUGAAACUAUCUCUCUUCCUUAAUCCAAAAUCCAACAACAACCCAUCAACCCCAUUAGGCCAUUACCACCAUGUCCACAACACAAUCAGAAAAACAAGCUCUUUUCAUUACAUCACUCAUAAUCUUUUGGUACUCAUCAAACAUUGGUGUCCUUCUCCUUAACAAACUUUUACUUUCCAAUUAUGGUUUCUCUUUCCCAAUCUUCCUAACUAUGUGUCAUAUGACAGCUUGUGCUGUUCUUAGUUAUGUCUCCAUUGUUUUCUUAAAGAUUGUUCCUUUUCAAAGGAUCAAAUCAAGAUCCCAAUUUUUUAGAAUUUCCACUCUUAGUAUUGUGUUUUGUGGUUCUGUUGUUGGUGGUAAUAUUUCCUUAAGGUAUUUACCUGUUUCAUUUAAUCAAGCGGUGGGUGCUACAACACCCUUUUUCACUGCAUUGUUUGCUUAUGUCAUUACCAUGAAGAGGGAAGCUUGGCUUACAUAUGGUUGUCUUGUUCCUGUUGUUGCUGGUGUUGUGAUUGCAAGUGGGGGCGAGCCUAGUUUCCACCUUUAUGGAUUCAUUAUGUGCAUAGGUGCAACUGCUGCUAGAGCCUUUAAGUCUGUACUUCAGGGCGUCCUGCUUUCCUCUGAAGGGGAAAAGUUGAACUCCAUGAAUUUGCUGCUUUAUAUGUCACCAAUUGCCGUUCUAGUUUUAUUGCCCGCGACACUCAUAAUGGAGCCCAAUGUGCUAGAUGUCACCGCGAGACUUGCCACAGAACAUAGAUACCUCGGCCUACUUAUUUUGGUCAAUUCUGCAAUGGCGUAUGGAGCCAAUUUAUUGAACUUCUUGGUGACAAAGCAUACCAGUGCAUUGACACUCCAGGUCCUAGGAAAUGCAAAAGGUGCUGUGGCUGUUGUAAUAUCGAUACUUCUUUUCCGAAACCCUGUAACUUUUAUUGGAAUCGCCGGCUAUACGAUGACCGUGAUGGGGGUUGUUGCUUACGGAGAAGCCAAAAGAAGAUACAAAUGAGCUGACAUUCGGCCGUUGUUUCUUCCCGACGAAGCCCCAUACUGUUGUUUAGAGACAUAUUAUAGACUUUAAGACAAAUAGAUUCCAGUGCUAUCUUGUAGGUUGUAGCACAUAGAGAGGAAAUAGAAAAGGGACAGCCUCUAAAAUCGUUGUUUAGAGGAUCCAUACGUAGAAAGCCUAUUUGGUUCUAGUAGUUGAGCAAGGGAAUUGUUCCGAUUCAUCAGUUAGUAUUCUUUAGGUCCAGAUGAGAGGAUAUAUGCCUUUGUAUCUUAAUCUGAUGUUAGUUACAUUAAUCUACAUAUGCCUUUGUAUCUUAA
This is a messenger RNA of Lycium barbarum (goji berry), 1556 nucleotides long. Its product is annotated as UDP-URONIC ACID TRANSPORTER 1-like. NCBI's taxonomy places the organism in Eukaryota, Viridiplantae, Streptophyta, Magnoliopsida, Solanales, Solanaceae. Gene Ontology annotation, molecular function: antiporter activity. Bases 307 to 1239 code for a protein of 310 amino acids. Gene Ontology annotation, cellular component: Golgi apparatus. The transcript has 4 exons. The record is from RefSeq and is a predicted model, not a curated record.